AGCAAGUCAUAACACGACGACGUCAUGGCAGGGCGAGCAGGAGCUAACUGCGCGCGAGCGUAACUCUUCUUUUUCCUUCACUUUUCGCUACUUUCUUUCCCACAAGUUGCUUCCUAAAUGUCCGCAGCUCCUGUCCACGGAGUAGCUUUUGGCAGCUCCCAGGAGAGGAGACUCUUCCCCGUGCAUUUAGCGCGAGACCGGCUGGGGAACCAAACGUCACGUGAGGGAGCGCCACACCUCGGCCCUGGCUGCUAUGACAACAAUGAGUUUGGCACAAUGCUCCAUGAUUUACAGACGACACCGGGGAGUAAGAAAGGAUAUGUUCUGUCUGCGAGGACUGCAGCACGUUUCCCACCUUGUAACAAGACAGCGACCCCUUCUCCACAGCAGUACCAGCAGGAUCAAAGCUGGUCCAGAGUCCCCCCUCCUGGCAAAACACCUUUCAACUCAACUACACAGAGGUUCAAAAGCAUGUCAAGUACAACCGAGGACAGCCCAGGGCCUGGGCAGUACGCUCAUGAUGCAGUGACGGACAGGAAGGUGAGCUGGCCGAUGUGCUUCGGGAGCCCAGACUGGUCCAGACUGCCUCAGGUGGAGAAGAAGUCCCUCAGAGUGAAGCUCAACAACGAAAAGGAGUUCUUGAAGCACAGAAGCAGAGUCGCCUACCUGAGUUUGUACUAUUAACUAAAGCUGAAGGAUAGAACCCUGAUGCAUGAUGGGACCUUUGUCAAAUUACUUUCCUGAACUUCUCCUGGUUUAAACUGUUAAGAAAAGUUUAAGAGUUAAAAGAAUUCACAAAA
Molecule: messenger RNA, 800 nt
Organism: Cottoperca gobio
Lineage: Eukaryota; Metazoa; Chordata; Actinopteri; Perciformes; Bovichtidae
Product: protein pitchfork
Exons: 5
Coding region: 118-684 (188 amino acids)
Biological process (GO): regulation of cell projection organization
Molecular function (GO): cytoskeletal protein binding
Source: RefSeq, a predicted model, not a curated record